AUGAUAUCACGAAGUACCUUCCUCCUUCUCUUCCUCUCCACCUCCCUUACCUCUCUCGUCUCGGCCUCUAGCCAUACCUCAUUCUGCAAAUGCACCUGUUUCUCAAACAGUACAAUCAUCCAACUCGGACUGCCCGAUUCUAAAUCCUUCUCUGCAAUACACUCCAGGUUGCUCCUGUUUCCACGAGAUGAGGAAGAUAAGCAUGAUCCUGCGAAGGGCGAUAAGAAAAAUAGACCUCUGAACUGCAACGAUUGCAAUCGCCGGUUUUGCCUGGACUACAAUCUACCAAAGUGUAAAGGGGCGAAGGAAGAAGACGUCGUCACCACAUGUUUUCAGCGAGAUUCCAACAAGGAUAAAGCGGUCGUUUUUAUUUUCAUUAUCGCAACAGCCAGUCUGUUGGUCUGGGCGGCAAUAAAGCCAUGCGCGGAGAAAUGGAUAUCAGUACGUCUUUUUCCUUCCUACGUGAUGGCAACAGGGAAGAGUGCACCGAUAUCGAGGGUUGGCUUUAUGAAAUAUAUCCCGUCACUUCCCGUGUUCGUCCCACCUCCGUUCUGUUUUCAUCCCAUUCGAUCAAAUCGAUCUGUGAAGAAUAUGAAAUUAACCCAUCCGCAAAGACCAAACCCCAGAACCUCGACUACUGCAAACAAUCGUGAAUCCCCCGAUGAAUCUUUCCCCACCAUCCAACUCUUUAUUCUGGUAGCGAUAUGCCGCCUGGCGGAACCCAUCGCCCUAACCUCCAUCUUCCCUUACGCAUGGAUUAUGGUUAAGGAUUUUCAUAUGGGCGAGGAAAAAAAUGCCUCCUUAUACUCUGGAAUCCUCAUUUCCGCCUUUGCUCUGGCGGAGAGCUUGACAGGCAUUUACUGGGGUGGCCUCUCCGACAGAGUUGGUCGUAAGCCGGUCCUUCUCUUCGGCUGCGUAGGUACCAUGCUCUCCCUCCUUAUCGUCGGCUUCUCCACUAGCUUCUGGGUAGCUCUUCUUGGUAGGGUCGUGGGUGGGGUUUUAAACGGAAAUAUAGGUGUUGUCCAGACGAUGGUGGGGGAACUGGUCAAGAAGCCUGAACAUGAGCCUCGUGCCUACGCUGUCAUGCCAUUUGUCUGGUCGAUCGGAACAAUAAUCGGUCCAGCUAUUGGAGGGUACUUCGCAAGGCCUGCCGAUUCCUUUCCGUCUGUAUUCUCUCCUACUGGGAUUUUUGGUACUUUACCUUAUCUUCUCCCAAAUCUAAUCUGCUCAACUCUACAGUUGAUCAGUAUAUUUGCGGGGUAUUUUUUCCUGGGCGAGACUCAUCCGGACUUGCGCCGGGGUGGUGAGGCCGUCAGACAUACAGACGACGAGGGUGAGCUCGGGGCAUCUCUUGCUGCAGUUGCUAUAGGAGCCUCUACCGCACAUGGUUCAGCGGAUCUGCGAGCAACAUCUUACGGAACUUUCAACGAUGUAGAACUGCACAAGGACGAAGAAUGGGACGUCGAGUCAAAUGGAAAAGCUUUCGAAAGUUGCGCUCAUGAUCAAGCUAAGGUCUUCACAUACCGUGUCACCAUGUUAGUGAUUGCUCUGGGGAUAUUCACGUAUCACUCCAUGACCUACGAUCAUCUGCUCCCCAUAUUCCUUCAGGAUAAAGGGACCGGAACAGCCAAUACCACGGCAAAAUCAAUAUUUAAUAUCCCCAGCGGCCUGGGCCUUUCUGUCCAGGCUGUUGGACUUAUCAUGGCCGUCAACGGUGUGAUAGCACUUCUAAUACAAGCCAUAGUCUUUCCUCUCUUAGCGGAAUGGCUUGACGUAUGGAAAUUAUUCGUGCUUGUAACCGUUUUGCAUCCAGUCGCGUACUUCAUAGUGCCUUUCCUCGCCUUUCUCCCGCGAAAUCUCUUUUUCACUGGAAUCUACACUUGCCUGACAAUUCGCAACUUUUUCUCCAUACUUGACUACCCAGUCCUGUUGAUCCUCAUUAAACAGACAUGUCCGUCACACUCUGUGCUUGGCAAAAUUAACGGCCUUGCCGCUUCCGCAGGCGCUGCUUGUCGGACACUAGCGCCACCGAUUGCCGGCUAUCUGUAUAGCAUUGGUUCGAAGGUUGGGUUUACUGGCCUUGCAUGGUGGGCUAGUGCGAUUGUUGCUGCUGUGGGGGCUUGCCAGUUGUAUUUUAUACAAGAGAAGAAACGUACACCUCUGACGGUUUCGCCCACAGAUAUUUCCCUCCACCCUCGUCAUACUGCUGAAGAAGAACCCCUGGCUAAUGACGUGCAUGUUACUGUUCAUGAUCGCGUGUAG
Molecule: messenger RNA, 2262 nt
Organism: Paracoccidioides lutzii Pb01
Exons: 8
Coding region: 1-2262 (753 amino acids)
Biological process (GO): transmembrane transport
Molecular function (GO): transmembrane transporter activity
Source: RefSeq, a predicted model, not a curated record